GUUAGUUUCCAUCUCUGUCAGAGUGGGAGACAAUGACCACUCUCCUUCGAGGUAUCCUAAGCUUGCCGACGGAAACUUGAUUUCCCGCUGUCAAGCCGCCGGAAAACCUGAUUCCGGCGGGAAUCUGCCCUUUACGACGCCAUUCUUCGUGCAUUUCCGGCUACAAGGUUAGGUUUUCCCGCCAACUCAAGGCUUAUAGUGCCAUUUUCCGGCGUUGAAAGUGCAUGAGAUCGAGCUGCAUUGGAGGAUCAGUAUGUUCAUGGUAAUGUCUGUCAUCUAAGUGGAAGAAUAGUCUUAUUAUGGUCUAAAAAGACAUGCACAACCAAUGAUCAUUGAAAUGUAUGAGAUCUUUAGGGCACUACAACUGCAAUUGAGACAAUUAUAUAAUUAUGCUUCCAUUGGUUUGAUUGGGUCAUCAUCUCGCACCACAGAAAAGUGCCAUUGAGAAUGCAGUAGGAGUAGGCCCGUCUUUAUUGAGGUUAUUGGGAAUUUGGAAGACAUAAAUAGUAUUUUUUUAAUUUUAAAAAAUGGAGGUUCCAUUGGAGAGUGUGGAUGAAGAUGUGGUUAAGAAGCCCCAAGAGUCAGCACCUUUAAAGAAGUGCAUCACAGAUUCAGUAGGAAGUGCCAAAAAAAUGCUGAAAAAUGGGAAACCAUCUCCUACACAGCCAAUUCGACCUUCAGGACCAGUUCUUUUGACCAAGAAGAGAGCAGAAGGUACUUCUUCUCUUUCAGAUUCAGGUUCAUCAACAAAACUAAGAGCCAGCGUUUCGGGUUCUCCUUCAAGCGCUUCUGAUAAAAAUGUAGCUGCUUUAAAGAGAAGGAAUAGCGUUGGUGGGUUGACUACCGAGCGACAAUCGGUUAAUAAACGGCCAGAAAACAUAACCACAGCAGCUGGACUAAAACGGGUUUCCUCCUUUGUUUCAGAAACAGAAAAGCAAAACCCAACUGAGUCUCGAAGAGCUUCUUUGACUUCUCUUACCACUAAACCUUCAACACCGUCUUCCGUUUCUUCUACUAUGAAAACUUCACGCCUAUCUCCUAGAACCGACAAUAGAAAGCAAGAAAUUGUGAGAAAACCUUUGGUUAAGCCCUCUAUCUUGUCUCCUCAAGGAGCUUUUAACUCUUCCCCUGGUGCUGCUUUUGGUUCUUCAGUGAAGAAGGGUUCAACGCCUCUAAGUGUGACGCAGGUUAGGAGCUCAGUCUCACUUGAUGGUAGUGCUAGUAGCCUAAAGAGGAUGCCUUCUACUCCUUCGAGCCGAUCCCCUUCAAUUAAUAGCAAGGCAAAGUUGGGUUCAUUAUCGGCAUCAGUUGACCGGGGUUCUUCGUCUGUUACUGGCCGCCGUAAGUCUUCCACUCCGGAUGGUCGGGACUCUAGAUUUGUGAUGCUCCCACAAGUGGAGAUCAAAGCAGGAGAUGAUGUGAGACUAGAUCUUAGGGGUCACAGAGUACGCAAUCUGGAUGCUGGUGGGUUGAACUUGUCCCCAAAUCUAGAGUUUGUUUAUCUCAGGGAUAAUCUUCUAUCAUCUCUGACGGGGAUUGAGAUUUUGAAACGCGUGAAGGUUCUUGAUUUGAGCUUUAAUGAGUUCAAAGGGCCAGGAUUUGAGCCGCUUGAGAAUUGUAAAGCUCUCCAGCAAUUAUAUCUUGCUGGAAAUCAAAUCACAUCACUUGCGAGCCUCCCUCAGCUUCCUAAUUUGGAGUUUUUAUCAGUUGCUCAAAAUAAGUUAAAGUCACUUGCCAUGGCCAGUCAACCCAGACUGCAGGUAUUAGCAGCCAGCAAAAAUAAAAUAUCAACUUUAAAAGGAUUUCCUCAUCUACCACUUCUCGAGCAUUUACGCGUGGAGGAGAACCCGAUAUUGGAAAUGCCCCAUCUAGAAGCAGCUUCCAUCUUGCUUGUUGGACCCACUCUAAAAAAGUUCAAUGAUCGAGAUCUCUCUUCUGAGGAGCAGAAGCUUGCAAAACUAUAUCCUGCCCACACAGCCUUAUGCAUAAGAGAUGGUUGGGAUUUUUGUAAGCCUGAACUUUCUGAAGAUUCGACUUUCCGGUUUUUUUAUGGACGAUGGAAGGACCAUUUACCCCCAGGCUACAUUCUUAAGGAAGCAUGUGUUGAUCAACCUUUUGAAGAUGACGCUUGCCGCUGCCAUUUUGUUUUUGUGAAAGACCGCACAGUGUCUAAUGAUUCUGAGUUAUUUCUAAAAUACCAAUGGUUUAUUGGAGAGAAAACACCUACCGGAUUUGUUGCUAUCAAAGGUGCCAAUGGAGAGAGCUACUGGCCAAAGCAUGAAGAGAUCGAUCGAUUCUUGAAGGUUGAGUGCAUUCCAAUACUGGGUGAUACUGAGUAUCCUCCAAUCUUUGCCGUUUCUUGUCCCGUUACUGCUGGCACUGGAUGCCCGAAGGUUCUUAACUUAAAGGUCGAAGGAGAACUCGUUGAGGGCAAUGUGAUCAAAGGCUUUGCUGAGGUUGCAUGGUGUGGUGGGCCUCCAGGAAAAGGCGUGGCAAGCUGGUUGAGAAGGAGAUGGAACAGCAGUCCUGUGGUAAUAGUUGGAGCUGAAGAUGAAGAGUAUCGGUUGACAGUAGAUGACAUUGAUUCGAGUUUGGUUUUUAUGUACACACCAGUGACAGAGGAAGGUGUUAAAGGAGAGCCUCAGUAUGCUAUGACUGACUUUGUAAAGGCCGCUACUCCUUCAGUGAGUAAUGUACGCAUCCUACAUGAUGCUGUUGAAGGUAUUACCAUUAAAGGGGUUGGGGAUUAUUUUGGAGGAAGGGAAGGCCCAAGCAAGUUUGAGUGGCUUCGUGAGAACAAGGAAACUGGUGAAUUUACGGUGGUGUUGACUGGUACAUCUGAGUAUACUCUGACAAAGGAAGACAUUGGCGUUCGCCUGGGAUUUGUUUAUAUACCAAUUAACUUUGAAGGGCAGGAAGGGAAACCUGUAACAGCCAUGACAGAUACCGUUAAGCAAGCCCCUCCAAAGGUCUCCAAUUUGAAAAUAGUUGGAGAUAUAAGAGAGGGAAGUAAAGUAUCAGUAAGUGCUUCGGUCACUGGAGGUACUGAAGGAUCGAGCAGAGUGCAGUGGUUCAAAACAAGUUCUUCCAAGUUGGACGGGGAGAAUAGCCUUGAAGCUGUGAGCACAUCCAAAAUUGCGAAGGCUUUUCGAAUCCCCCUGGGUGCGGUUGGUUAUUACAUUGUAGCAAAAUUUAUUCCAAUGGCUCCUGAUGGUGAUUCUGGAGAACCUGCAUAUGUUAUUUCUGACAAAGCAGUUGAAACCCUUCCACCAAGCCUGAAUUUCCUCUCGGUCACUGGUGAUUACUCUGAGGGUGAAAUACUGACUGCAUCUUAUGGUUACAUUGGGGGUCACGAAGGCGAUAGUCAAUACAAUUGGUACCUUCAUGAGAGUGAAAAUGAUCCUGGUAUUUUAAUACCCGAGGCAUCGGGUCUUCUUCAAUAUCGCAUAUCAAAGGAAGCCAUUGGCAACUUUGUCUCAUUCAGAUGUACUCCUGCACGAGAUGAUGGCACCAUUGGUGAACCAAGAACUUUAAUGGGGCAGGAGCGAGUUCGUCCUGGUAGUCCAAGGCUUCUUUCUUUGCAAAUAUUGGGGGAAUGUGUUGAAGGGUCUACUCUUCAUGUUGACAAGAGAUAUUGGGGAGGGAGUGAGGGAGGGUCAGUUUUUCGUUGGUUCUUGACGAGCUCAGAUGCGACACAACAUGAAAUAAAAGGUGCAAGUAGUUCAUCAUACACCAUUUCAAGUGCUGAUAUAGGUUUCCAUAUCUGUGUUUCAUGUGAGCCUAUUCGAAGUGAUUGGGCUCGAGGUCCUACGGUGCUUUCUCAAGACAUUGGACCCAUUUUACCUGGAUCUCCAACAUGUGAGUUGCUUGAAUUUCGUGGGUCGAUGGUUGAAGGUCAACGUUUAAGCUUUGCUGCCACGUAUUGGGGCGGAGAGAAAGGAGAUUGCAUUUAUGAAUGGUUUAGGCUGAGAAGUAACAAUUUCAAGGACAAGCUAAGCAGCAGAGAGUUUCUGGAGUUGACGAAUGAAGACGUGGGCAGAUGUAUUCAACUUGUUUUCACGCCUGUAAGAAAAGAUAGGCUAAGAGGAGACCCUAAGAUCAUUCUCUCUGAUGUCAUUGCUCCUGCGGACCCUGUAGCACUAGAGUUGGGUAUUCCUGAUGGUUAUGAGGAUGAAGAGAUGGUCCCUCGAAAAUCGUAUUAUGGUGGACAGGAAGGUGAUGGGAAAUACACAUGGUUUAGACUCAACCAGAAGAUUCCUGAAUCUGAGUUGAUGAGCAUAGCAGAUGCAUGUGCCAAUGCUGGUAUUCUUGGAAAUAACUUGACAUAUUCGCCAAAGCUGGAAGAUGUGGGAGCUUAUCUAGCUUUACGUUGGGUGCCUGUUCGUGAGGAUGGGAAAUGUGGAGCACCUAUAGUUGCAAUUAGUGAUGGUCCUGUUGCUCCAGCUCUUCCAACUGUUCGAAAUGUUCAGAUUAAGGAGCUUUCUAGUGGGGUCUUUUCUGGAGUAGGGGACUAUUAUGGAGGAUUUGAGGGGUCAAGUCUUUUCAGCUGGUACAGAGAAAUCAUUGAAGGAACCAUGAGUCUCAUCAAUGGAGCAAACUCUAUAACCUAUAAAGUUACAGAUGAAGACUACAACUGCCGCUUGUUCUUUGGUUACACUCCUGUUCGGUCUGAUUCUGUUGUGGGUGAAUUGAGAUUAUCUGAGCCUUCUGACAUUGUUCUUCCAGAACUUCCGCAAAUUCAAAAACUUAUUUUCAAUGGAAAAGCCGUAGAAGGAGAAGUGCUAACUGCCAUAGAAGUCAUUCCAGACAGUGAAGCUCAGCAACAUGUCUGGGACAAGUACAAGAAAGAAGUAAAAUAUCAAUGGUCCUAUUCCUCUGAAAUGGGUGAUAGCCAGUCGUUUGAGCAAUUACCUUCACAGAGAUCGUGCUCAUAUAAAGUUCGGUUAGAGGACAUUAAUCGCUCCCUGAGGUGUGAAUGUAUAGUGACAGAUGUCUUUGGAAGGUCCAGUGAACCUGCAUCAGCUGUCACUGGUCCUGUUACACCAGGUAUUCCGAAAAUAGAUAAGCUCGAGAUUGAAGGGAGGGGCUUCCAUACGAAUCUAUAUGCUGUUCGUGGUAUUUACAGUGGGGGUAAAGAAGGGAAAAGUAGAAUCCAGUGGCUGAGAUCCAUGGUUGGAAGUCCAGAUCUUAUAUCUAUUCCAGGUGAAGUGAGCAGGAUGUAUGAGGCUAAUGUGGAUGACGUUGGGUAUAGGCUUGUUGCUGUUUAUACUCCUGUAAGAGAGGAUGGAGUUGAAGGCCAGCCGGUUUCAGCCUCAACUGAGCCCAUUACAGUUGAGCCUGAUGUCUUCAAAGAAGUGAAGCAAAAGCUGGAGCUUGGAGCAGUGAAGUUUGAGGCUUUGCGCGAUAGGGAUCGUUCUCCAAAGACUCAAGUUCAACAAGGAGUCAUCGGGGGUCUUGAAAGGAGACUCUUAGAAGUUAAUAGGAAGCGUGUCAAGGUUGUCAAGCCUGGUUCGAAGACAUCCUUUCCGGCAACAGAGAUUCGUGGAACAUAUGCACCUCCCUUUCAUGUGGAGGUAUUUCGUAAUGAUCAACAUCGAUUGAAGAUUGUGGUGGAUAGUGAGAACGAGGUGGAUCUCAUGGUUCAGACACGACACAUGCGUGAUGUCAUUGUCCUCGUGAUCAGGGGCCUUGCUCAGAGGUUUAACAGUACCUCCCUCAAUUCCCUUCUGAAAAUUGAACCCUAGAGAGAGAGAGAGAGAGAGAGAGAGAGAGAUGUGUAUGAUUGUGUGUGAUUUUGCAGUUUGUAAGUAUUGUUCUGUUUGUUUUAUAUUGUUGAGGGAUUUGAGUGGGGUGGUUGUAAUAUCAAGCAUUGUGCUUUUCAUCUUAUUUUCUAGUUUUUCUUUUUGUAUUUGUAAAUUAUUACAUCAAUGGAAUAUUUACUAGUUGAAUUUUAGUGGUAGUUUAUGUC
Messenger RNA from Amborella trichopoda, 5968 nucleotides. RefSeq names its product Outer arm dynein light chain 1 protein (gene AIR9). The record is from RefSeq and is a predicted model, not a curated record. Gene Ontology annotation, molecular function: protein binding. Lineage: Eukaryota; Viridiplantae; Streptophyta; Magnoliopsida; Amborellales; Amborellaceae.